Closterium sp. Naga37s-1 is the source of this 1194-nucleotide messenger RNA. NCBI's taxonomy places the organism in Eukaryota, Viridiplantae, Streptophyta, Zygnematophyceae, Desmidiales, Closteriaceae. The record is from the annotation of a GenBank genome assembly.
AUGGCGUCGCUCGGGUUCAACGUUAUUCGCCUCAACUUCGCCACGUCGUGCAUCUCGCCGUCAAUUCGCCCGACUGACGGAUCUAUCGACUUCAAGAAAAACCCGGAGCUCGAGGGUUUAUCGACUCUCGAGGUGAUGGAUGCGGUGAUCGCGGGCGCAAAACUCCGUGGAAUGCGCGUGAUCCUCAGCAACUCGCGCGUCAGCCCCGCGCUUCCGCCCGACUACGCCGCGGACACGGGGCUGUGGUUCGACCUGGGGAACCCGGAGCGCGUGUGGCUCGACAACUGGAACCUGCUCGCAUCGCGCUACUACGGCGAGCGCACCGUGGUCGGUGUUGACCUGUUCAACGAGCCGCACCGCGACCCGUCGCAUCCGGACGUCACGUGGGAGGCGGACGGCGUGAACGAGCCGUACAACUGGCGCACGGCCGCUAAGAGAGCCGCGGACGUGGUGCAGGCGGUGAACCCGGACCUGCUCAUCUUCGUGCAAGGCCUGGACGGAGACGACUGCUGGUGGGGAUCGAACCUGCGACCUGUCUAUUUCUACCCGCUCAAGCUCAACAUCCCCUACAAGCUCGCCUACUCCAUUCACGACUAUGGCCCCAUGGUCAAAGACGGGCAGCCAUGGCUGUACGAUCCCGCGUUUCCCGCGAACCUGGAGGGGUACUGGGACGACCUGUGGGGGUAUGUGGCGGACCAGGGCAUCGCGCCGGUGUGGGUGGGCGAGUGGGGGAGCGUGCUGCCCGUCGACGGCACGGACCAGCUGAGCCAACGCGAGAUGAAGUGGGUCGCCGCGCUAAGGAACUACAUCAGGAAGAAGCAGCUGUCAUGGACGUGGUUCACGUGGGGCCCCAACUCAAAGGACACGGGCGGCAUUCUGCAGGACGACUGGGACACGGUAGAGCAGGGCAAGCUGGAGGUCAUGGCGCAGGUCAUGCACCCCGCCUUCGGCCCUGCCAUCGGUGACCGCCCGCCCGUGCCGCCGCGCCAUGGGCUGCUGCUGGUGUAUGCGCCGGAAAACGCCUCUGGGAUCAGCAUGCCUGUUGCUGCACCCAAGCAGCGGCCAGGCCAUCCCAUCCCCUUCCUCGGCAGCGGCAUCCACCACAUCCUCCUCCCCAGCAAGCCCUUCUUCCUCGUCCUCUGCCUCGUCGUCCUGGUGGCGGGGGGCUCAGGGGCGUGCGAGGGGUCUUCGUAG